GCGGUGGGGAGGUGCUGCGCUCACCUGCGGGGCAGGGCGCGGAGGAGGGACCCGGGCGGUGAGGUCUUGGGCCGAGGGGCCAGGACGCGCCCGGAGCCUCGCCAGCGAUCACGCUCAGGGUUUACCCCUCCCGUCGGCCGGGCGAGACCGUGGGGCAAAGCAGCUCUUUGCUUUGACAGAGCGGAGGCGUGGAGAGCGGCGAGUGAGAGCCAGCAAGCCAGGCUGAGAAACUCGAGCUGGGAACAAAGAGGGAUCGGGCUGUGUGUGUGUCGGCUCGAGCUCCGGGCAGAAGCAUUUGGGCCCGAGGCUCCUGCUGUGACUCCCCAAGACCCCGCCGAGCCCUCUAAGGCCUUUUCCCAGCGCUCGCCGGCAAACUUUAUUCUUGGCAAACUUCUGGUCUUUCUCUUCCCCUCCUCCUCCUCCUCCACCUCCGCCUCCUCCUCCUCCCCCUCUUCCAGCAGAUUAAAUGCUCCGCAAGAAGGAAAACCGAAGCAAAAGGGAAGCAAAUAAGAAGCUCUAAAACGGACAUUUCCAGUUCGGUGGCUCUUUAUUUUACUUUAUCUUUUUACCCUUCAGGAAGUGGACUUUUCAUUAUCUUCUGAUUCUCUUUAAACCUCCGCUGGGGCAAACGGAGCCAUUUGGCCCAGCUCGCUUCUCCUUCAUCGGAAAACAAACUACUAAAUCGGCAUCCGAGGAAUCUACGGUGGGGAGGUUUGCGCGGAGCAGCGCCGCCGGACUCUCUGUUCUCUGGGGUGUGCUGACCCCUCCAGAACCGGUGUCUUCCGCGCACACAGGCCGGCGGGGAGCGUGGGGUGGCCCGCCGGGCCAGGGCAGGCUAGCCCAGCGCGCGCGGAGCCGCGCAGACGCCCCCAGAGGCGCCAGCUGCGGCUGCCCUCGCAGUCCCGUGCCCUUCGGCCUCAGAGGCGGGCGCCGGCGUCUAUCUCCGCGAAGCGGGAAAGCGCGGGAGGCCGCCAGAGCUUGGGCGCCGCCGCAGCUGCUCCGGCUGCCGGCCGGCGGCCCCGCGCUCGCCUGCCUCGCUUCCGCCCGCAGUCCUCCCUCACGCAUCCAGCUCUCCUUUCCCUCCCCCCACCCUUGCAUUGACCCCCCUCUCUUUCCUGCUGUCGCCGCGGGUGCUCCCACAGCGGAGCGGAGAUUACAGAUUCGUCGGGAUGCCCCAACUCUCUGGGGGAGGCGGCGGCGGCGGGGGGGACCCGGAACUCUGCGCCACGGACGAGAUGAUCCCUUUCAAGGACGAGGGCGAUCCCCAGAAGGAGAAGAUCUUCGCUGAGAUCAGUCACCCCGAAGAGGAAGGCGACUUAGCCGACAUCAAGUCCUCCUUGGUUAACGAGUCCGAAAUCAUCCCCGCCAGCAACGGACACGAGGUGGCCAGACAAGCACAGACCUCUCAGGAGUCCUACCACGACAAGGCCAGAGAACACCCUGAUGAUGGAAAGCAUCCAGAUGGAGGCCUCUACAACAAGGGACCCUCCUACUCUAGUUAUUCUGGCUACAUAAUGAUGCCAAAUAUGAAUAACGACCCAUACAUGUCAAAUGGAUCCCUUUCUCCACCCAUCCCGAGAACAUCAAAUAAAGUGCCCGUGGUGCAGCCGUCCCAUGCGGUCCACCCGCUCACCCCCCUCAUCACUUACAGCGACGAGCACUUUUCUCCAGGAUCACACCCGUCACACAUCCCAUCAGAUGUCAGCUCCAAACAAGGCAUGUCCAGACACCCGCCAGCUCCUGACAUCCCCACCUUCUACCCGCUGUCUCCGGGCGGUGUUGGCCAGAUCACCCCACCUCUUGGCUGGCAAGGUCAGCCUGUAUACCCGGUCUCGGGUGGAUUCAGGCAGCCCUACCCGUCCUCACUGUCAGUGGACACUUCCAUGUCCAGGUUUUCCCAUCAUAUGAUUCCUGGUCCUCCUGGUCCCCACACAACUGGCAUCCCUCAUCCAGCCAUUGUAACGCCUCAGGUCAAACAGGAGCAUCCCCACACUGACAGUGACCUAAUGCACGUGAAGCCUCAGCAUGAACAGAGAAAGGAGCAGGAGCCAAAAAGACCUCACAUUAAGAAGCCUCUGAAUGCUUUUAUGUUAUACAUGAAAGAAAUGAGAGCGAAUGUCGUAGCUGAGUGUACCUUAAAGGAAAGUGCAGCUAUCAACCAGAUCCUCGGCAGAAGGUGGCAUGCCUUGUCCCGUGAAGAGCAGGCUAAAUAUUAUGAAUUAGCGCGGAAAGAAAGACAGCUACAUAUGCAGCUUUAUCCCGGCUGGUCUGCAAGAGACAAUUAUGGUAAGAAGAAGAAGAGGAAGAGGGAGAAGCUGCAGGAGUCUGCAUCAGGUACAGGUCCAAGAAUGACAGCUGCCUACAUCUGAAACAUGGUGGAAAACGAAGCUCAUUCCCAACGUGCAAAGCCAAGGCAGCGACCCCAGGACCUCUUCUGGAGAUGGAAGCUUGUUAAAACCCAGACUGUCUCCACGGCUUGCCCAGUCGACCCCAAAGGAGCACUGACACCAACGUUACCCUGAGGUCAUUGCUAGAGACGCUGAUCCAUAGAGACAAUCACUGCCAACUCACCUUUUGUCUACUGCAAGAGCCAAUUUCCAAAAGAAAGCAUAAAAAGGUUGUUUUUUAGAAAAAGAAAUUAAAAAGCACAUGAGAAUGCUAGCAGGCCCCGGUCAGCUGAGCAGCUUUUCUCCCCUCGUCUCUGAGUGCACGUCCCAGAGCAUCUUGCGUCCAUACCUGUACCUUUUGGCAAGGACAGUAACUUGGCUCCGUGUGCCUGCCACGCACAACUGGAGCCAGCAACCAGCACAUCCAUCAGCACCCCAGUGGAGGAAUUUGUGGAAGAGUUCCCCCUUUGUUUCUGUCUUCAUUUUUCUUUCUCUUCCUUUCUCCUAAAAGCUUUUAUUUAACAGUGCAAAAGAUCAAUCUUAUGUUUGCUUCUUUUUUUUUUAAACUUGAAUUUUUAAAAAUUACACUUCUUAGUUUUAAUUUUCCUGUAUAUUUUGCUAGCUAUGAGCUUUAAAAAAAAAUUCAAAGGUCUGGAAAAGUUUGAAAUAAAAACAAAAUGAAAAGAAGCCUCUUCUGAGACAUCUUGUCUAAUAAGUGGCUUCUCUGUGAAUUGCCUGUAAUGAAUAAUGGCCUCUCUGUCCUUGUAAGGUGUUCGAUAGAGCUAAAUAAACAUAAUAGCCAAAUCCACUGUUGGUAGCAAUUGGCAAUCCUAUUUCACUCACUUUUUUUUUUUUUUUUCUUUUUUUAAAUGGUAAACCUUAACAGAUACUGUCAGCAGACUGGUUUGCAGUGAAUUUUCAUUUCUUUCCUUUUCACUCCCUUGUUGUAAAAAGCCCAGCACUUGAAUUGUUAUUACUUUAAAUGUUCUGUAUUUGUAUCUGUUUUUAUUAGCCAAUUAGUGGGAUUUUAUGCCAGUUGUUAAAAUGAGCAUUGAUGUACCCAUUUUUUUUUUUUUUUUAAAUAGCAAGGCACAGCCUUUGCCCCAAAUUGUCAUCUAACAUUUGUCAUUCCAGUUUGAGUUAACGUGCUGAGCAUUUUUUAAAAGAAGCUUUGUAAUAAAACAUUUUUUUAAAAGUGUCA
Molecule: messenger RNA, 3588 nt
Organism: Marmota flaviventris (yellow-bellied marmot)
Lineage: Eukaryota; Metazoa; Chordata; Mammalia; Rodentia; Sciuridae
Gene: Lef1
Product: lymphoid enhancer binding factor 1
Biological process (GO): canonical Wnt signaling pathway; regulation of transcription by RNA polymerase II
Cellular component (GO): beta-catenin-TCF complex; chromatin
Molecular function (GO): DNA-binding transcription factor activity, RNA polymerase II-specific; RNA polymerase II cis-regulatory region sequence-specific DNA binding
Source: RefSeq, a predicted model, not a curated record